Molecule: messenger RNA, 5600 nt
Organism: Aplosporella prunicola CBS 121167
Lineage: Eukaryota; Fungi; Ascomycota; Dothideomycetes; Botryosphaeriales; Aplosporellaceae
Exons: 5
Coding region: 60-5135 (1691 amino acids)
Biological process (GO): nuclear pore organization
Cellular component (GO): nuclear pore; nuclear pore inner ring
Molecular function (GO): structural constituent of nuclear pore
Source: RefSeq, a predicted model, not a curated record
AGCGACCUCCGACCACGCCGUCCGACCACCCUGCUAUGCAAGGAAGCUAAGCCACCUAUAUGGCAGAUACCGACAGCCUCGAGGCUCUGCAGGGCCUCCACCGCGAUUUACUUGCGCUUUCGGCCUCGCGACUGGUGGUUCUCGAAAGGCUCGAGGCCGAGCUGGAAGCAAGAAUAGAAGAGUUCAAGAAGCUCUUGGACAAGCCGCGCAAGAAUGACAAAAGUCGCGAUGCAAUCAAGGCCGAAACCCUCAAGGUCGAUGACCUAGAGUAUCAACUCAACGAUGACUUCCGACAAGAGACGAUCAAAGUCGCAGACGCACUCGACCUUGACGAAAUUGAGGCCGCCAAGCUAUGCAUCGUCGCCCAGGAGGAUAUUCUCGAGCUCGACCGUUCCCUCUUUACAGCCUCCGUCAUUCGCUUCCACAAACGGAGGCAAUUCCUUCUGGAAUGCCUGCGCCUGGUUCUAAAGCAAUCCCAUGAUCCAGAAGCGAACGAACAGCUUGCGACUCAUUUCGGUAGUUAUGCGCUUAAGGUCUUAGGCAUCGGUGCCGACCACCGUCUGGAAAAUGGCUACGCUUAUUGGCAGAAAUGCCUCGCAAGCAUGGGUGACAUUGAAAGAUGGCUGCAACAAUUGGCAGAUAGCGCGCUGGCUGGCUCGGUUGUCGGAAAGGCCCAUACCUCGGAAGACAUGGAGAUUCUAGACUUUCAAAGGGUCAGCUUGACCCGGCAGCACGAGUCCCUGGCGGCCAUCUGCACGAGUCUAAUCAAAGCGGGUUAUUCCAGCAUUGAUAACUUCCGCGGCUUGCUUGGGACACUGAAAUCGCUCGACAAGCACGAUGUGGUGCUCAUCCAUUACGUGCCCAUGGUCACCUCCUCCAUCAACCAAUUGGUGUCAUCUGAGCGUUCGUCCUCGUUGGAAGAUGCCAGAUCUCUUCACCAGACUGUCGUAGCAGGUAAAGAGGGCGAAGCGUGGAAAUUGCGCAACUUUCAUGCUGCCGUCAUGACAUGGUGGCUGGCCGAAUACAGCGGGAGGUACAUCGAUCCUCAGCCUCAAGAGGGCGUUGACCUGGAAGCCGAAGCCGAGAGACGCUCGCAGCUCUUUCUGGACGCACUCAAAGAUGGUGCCUUGCAUUUCAUCCUCUCAACAAGUCAAGAUGUGAAGCCCAACAGAUGGUACGACCCAGCAAAGGCUCACCUGCUCUCAUUCGUGCUUCAAGAUGCGCCCCAGUUGCCAGCUGACUCUGUACCGCUGUCGGACCAUUUUCAGUCGCUGUACAUGGAACAAAUGCAAGGAUACGUCGAUGCUUUCAUUACCAACAUGCCAGAUACUCUGCGCAAGCUCAAGGUAGAAGAAGAUGAUCGCCGACGCAUGAUGCACGCUCGGUUCCAACGGGGGCCAGUUGAGCAAGAGCUACACCUCGAACGCUUCUUGCUUAUAAUUUCCUAUGCUUUUGCUGAAAGCCCUGAUGCGGCACAGAGCUUUUGGCAAGACACAGAUGGCAACCUCUAUGGAUUUCUUCAGUGGGCAGCCAAACGCCAAACCACGCCGAGGGUUGCUGCAUUCUGCGAGAUGCUCCGAUCACUUUCAGAGGGUGAAGAAUGUGCAGCUGCUGCACACAGAUUUCUCCAAGAAGAAAGCGUCAUUGCUUCUGGAAAACUUCGCCGCACGAGCUCUUUAAGUUAUGCUCACAUCUUAAACGAACUACAAUUCUACGCGAACAGCAUCCGGGACAGGCCUUCUCCAGCAGCGUCCGGCUUCCAACCAGCCCCACAAAAUCCCAAUGAGCAGAUUGUUGAACCGGAAACCGCUAUGAUGCUUGAGUGCCAUAUGAGGCUGCUUGCGCAUUUGUGCAGGGAGAGCUCAGAAGCACGACUUUGGACACUUUCUCACGCGACAUUCAAUGUUCCAGAUAUCCUUCUUCAAUUGUCAACUAUUACCAUGGAAAGCCGCCUGAGGGCCUGCGCGUUCAGCUGUCUUAGCUCCCUCUUAGUCGGGAAGAACAUUCAGAUCGGAGACGGUAUGUGGAGCGCCUUGGAUCAGUGGAUGAUCGGAGGAACACAUAUUUCGGCUGGCGUGCCCAGGCCGCCAUCUUUCGGACAACAAGAACGCCUGGUCUUUGAAACGAUUGCUUCGGAUUACGAUGAAGCAACCGCGUUCAUGGGCUUGUUAACGGCUCUGGUUUCGCCUUACUCUGAGGACUCCGGACUCCAUGACGCCCUUCCCUUCCCUGAAACGCUUGGAUCGAGCUACCGGAUGCCUGGGAUUGAAAAGUUUAUUGACUUCGCCAUGGAGCGUAUAUUCGAUCAGUUGUGCAAGAAGGUUGAAGAUCCCCUUCAAUUGCGGGUCCUUCGAUGGCAUUGCCUCAACUUCAUCGCCACCUGUUUAGCCACCUUCAACGAGGACCUUGUCGUUUUUGCCAAUCAGUCCAGCAUCGCCGUGGACUCUGCCAUCCACUCUUCCUCACUGGCUGCAUACGUCCGACUGCAUCCGUUUGCGAGGGUCAUGGAGUGGCUCUUUAACGACAACGUGCUGUCAUCUUUGUUCGCCGCCGCGCAGCAGGAUGUGGAAGAAGUCAACGACUCAACACCAGAUUCUCCUUUGCUCAUGUCAUUGGUCAAAGCCAUCGAAGUGCUUGAUUUGGUCAUGAAACUGCAACGCACCUAUCUCGACAUCGUUCGACGUGUGAUCAAGGAACAGAGUACCGUUCAUAGGAGGGUUGUUGCCAACACGGCUCUUGCUUCCUUCGAGGAUGCCGUCCUCAACAAUCUCUCCACCGUCGUCUAUCUCGGUCUCUACUGUGGAACUGGACACCAAGAUCUGACGCUUGCUUCACUUCAGCUGUUGGAGAAGCUGUCUUCUUCGCGCAAAUUGGUUGUUUCACCCACGGCAGGGUUUGGUCAGCGGUCUGAUCGUAGUAAGAUCAUCGGGAUCUUGGAAAAAGACAACGAUGCGGAGCGAAUUGCGAAAUCCUUGAGUGCUGAAAUGCAGCUGGAUUCCCGAGAGUUCGAAGCUGGUCCGAUUUCGCCCGGAUAUGCCAUCAAAAUGAGCAUCCUUGAUUUCCUGAACAGUUGUCUCUCAGCGUUGCCAAAUAGGCCCACAAUAGCACAUCUUCUGCUAGGGUUUAGCUGCGGCACGAGCACGAUCGAUGUUCCAGAUGAUGGUCUUUUUGCAGCUGGCAACUCCCUUUUCCAUGCGAUCCUCAAGCUGGCCGUAGAAUAUCCGGAGAUGGUGGAUGGUUCCUUCACCCCUUGGUCGAGCAUAGUCAAGCAAAAGUGCAUUGACAUCUUGAUGAAGCUUUGGAGAUCGCCCCUUUCCUCGGCGUAUGUCAUGGCGGAACUUCGUACGGCUGAACUCUUCAGCACUCAGGCUCUAAGACAACACCUCGUCGAGCCAGCUACCCUAUUCGGUGGCAAAGACAUCGCCGACCCGGAUUUCAUCUUCGCGGAUUCAGCCAUUGCGCUGGAGAAAUUUUUCUGCCAAAGAACUGCUUUCUAUGAGUACACGGCACGGGAGCUAAGGCUGGCUCAUCAAGGUGGCAUGCCGACACUCCGAGCUCGUAUGCAAUCGACUCUGUUAGGAGUGACGCUCACGUCCGAUGGAGCGCAGAUCCAGAAUCCUAGCGUUUUUGAUUUGUUCGAUUUCAUGGAGCUUGAGGUGAUGGAUGAUUUCGCUCUGCCACCACUUAUCAUGCUGGGUUCGUUGGACUUCAACAUUUGCAGAACCGAGGGAGAGGCGCCUCACCUGCAGUACAACAUGCAGAGCGUACAAGAGCUCAUCACUCUCCGAGCUAAUGAACUCCGUCGGGACGGAAAGCUGCCAACUCCUGUGGAAGAGACUCAACUGCAGACUGAGACCCAGAUUGUUCUCGGCUAUCUUCUAGGUGUCAACCAACGCCAGAAUGUCGCCAUUGCUCGUGCCGAUGUCCUCAAGGCAUGGGUACAACUUAUGAUGGUUGUUCUGGAAGCCUGUGAAUUCGAUCCUACGACGAAGACGUCAUUCAUUUUGCAAGCACUCCAGGUCAUUUUGCCCAAGCUCGAGAAAGCAUAUACCGAAGACGUAACGACAGCUGUCAACCUCGCAGAUCUUGCUCGGACGCUUUUGACUUACGUUGACUUCAAAUCUAUGCCAUUGGAAGGCUCACGAGCUGGUGACCUUGCCAACGACAGAUUGACGCAGCUGUUCCGUGUUGCUUUGAGCGGCAUCUUCUGUCUCGUCUCAAAUGCUGCUCUGCGGGAAAUCUGCUACCAAAUCUGCUACCGGUAUCUGCGUGGUACGGUGAAGAAAGAGCCAGCCAAGAAGUCACCAAACGGCACCCCGCUGAGUGGAUCUUUCAGCGGUUCUCUCAAUGGCUCGCUGGCUGUCUCCACCAUGGCGCUUGCCAAGCCUUCUCCGACGAGCUCGCCGAAGAACACGCAUACUCUUCGCAUCGUCAAGUCCGCCGGUACCAGGCUGAUGGAUGUGGUUUGCGAUGAUUCUUAUGCUGGCCAAGGGACUUGCCGGAUUUCGGCAUUGUUAUUUUUGGACGCUCUGGUCGCGCUCGGCACCCGUGAGGAUUCGAGAUACGUUAUCGACUCCUUCGUCCGGCUCAACUUUAUCGAUGUACUCGUGGACAGCAUCAAGCUCAUUCCCACCGAGCUUCGUAAUGCCAGUGCUGCAGAUGUGCCACUGUUGCUCUCGUUCAUCGACGCCAACCUCUCGCUCCUUCUGCGCAUAUCGCAGACCAAGCUCGGCGCGGCCUGCGUCUUGAACGCCGGCCUCUUCCAAUCCGUCCGCGACUCGCAGAUAUUUGCCGCGGACCCAGACUUUGGUCUCGAAAUGGAGAACGCCAACGCGUUGAAAAAGUUCUUCGAGCUCAUGCUCUCGGUUCUCCGCGUCAUCAACUCUGUCGUGGUUACCCGCGGCCCCCAGAACGAGCAGACGCGCCAGCAGGCCAGGUACUUUAUCGACGAGAACCGGGCGAGCAUUGUCAGCGUGUUCAAGCGGCAUGCUAGGGUUGGAGGCAGGUCCGAAGUCGCUGGCAGCGAUUUGGAUGAGUUGGUGGAUAACUUGAUGAUCUUGAUAAGCGCGACAGAUUUUCUUGAGUAUGAGGAAGAGGCGACGAAGCAGAAGCCGUCGUUGCUCUCGUUUUCGUAGGACUCGCAAGCAUUAUUUUCUUUUUGGCAUUAGUUGUUUGAUGAAAAUGGGAGGUGAAAUUUUUUUUGAUUGGAAAUGCGCCUUAGCUGUUUGUACAAUGACGCUCGGGAGCAUGCAUGCGUAGCUCUUGCCAGGAAAAAAUGAUAUACCAAAAGUAGCAGCACGUGAUCUCCGACUAUCCCGACAUACAUCCAUCCAUUCCUUCCGUGAAAACGUCUCUUUGGGUUCUUUUUUCUUUUUCCACCUAGAGAGAGCUCGUGUGACCCGUGACCCAUGCGAUCACCAGCAUCUAAAGUCCCAACCUCCAAACGCCGUCCGUCCCGCAGCGCGCAGGCUUAGGGAAACCCCAAUAUGAUACAACGAGGGCAGCAGCAGGCAGACAGACCGGCUACUCCGACUUGUUCGGGGCCUGGGGGCCCGUCGCCAUGGAAUCAAAGAUAUUCCUGAUCUCGUCCUGCAUGAUGC